Molecule: messenger RNA, 921 nt
Organism: Labrus bergylta (ballan wrasse)
Lineage: Eukaryota; Metazoa; Chordata; Actinopteri; Labriformes; Labridae
Product: odorant receptor 131-2-like
Biological process (GO): G protein-coupled receptor signaling pathway; detection of chemical stimulus involved in sensory perception of smell
Cellular component (GO): membrane
Molecular function (GO): olfactory receptor activity; odorant binding; G protein-coupled receptor activity
Source: RefSeq, a predicted model, not a curated record
AUGAACGUGUCGUCUGUGACUAAUGUGACCGUGGUUAUCGAGUACCGAGACUCCCUCACCAAAGCCGUGGCCAAGAAUGUGAUCGUGGUCGUCCUCAGCAUCUCGCUCAACUACAUCCAUGUAGGACUCAUACACACCUUCCGCAAACACCAGAUUUUCUACAUGAAUCCUCGGUACAUCCUGUUCUUUCACCUGGUGGUCAACGACAUGAUCCAGAUGACAUUGACCGUCCUCCUGUUCAUCAUCAGCUACACCCUCUACAAGAUAAAUGUCUCCGUGUGUAGCGUCUUGAUCCUGCUGGCUCUCUUUGCCACCGAGAACACGCCUCUCAACCUGGCCUGCAUGGCGGUGGAGUGCUACAUCGCCAUUUGCAUGCCGCUUCGCCACGUGCAGAUCUGCACCGUCAGGAGAACGUUGGUGCUGAUCGGUUUGAUCUGGAUUACGAGCAUGUUGUCGGUCCUUCCUGAUCUCUUCAUCACGUUGGCCACCGAGCCGCUGGACUUCUUCAGCUCCCGGGUGUUCUGCCUCAGAGAAACAGCCUUUCCAAAUCCGCACAUCAUCAAGAAGAGAGACGUCACUUAUGUCAUGUAUCUGGUCAUCGUUUGGCUCGUCAUUUUCUACACGUACUUCAGAAUCCUGUUUACGGCUAAAGCGGCGAGCAAAGACGCCAAGAAGGCCAGAAACACCAUUGUCCUCCACGGCUUCCAGCUGCUGCUGUGUAUGGCCACGUAUGCAGAGCCUCUGUUAAUGACCGCUCUGUUGCAAUGGUUCCCCAAGACCUUUUUAGACUCCCUGUUCGCUUGUUACAUCAUCAUACACAUCCUUCCACGCGCCAUUAGUCCCAUAAUUUAUGGCGUACGAGACAAGGCCUUCAGAAAGUAUCUGAAGACGUAUCUGUUGUGUAAAGUGAGCACACAGUAA